This is a messenger RNA of Cololabis saira (Pacific saury), 2673 nucleotides long. RefSeq lists its product as uncharacterized. The record is from RefSeq and is a predicted model, not a curated record. Lineage: Eukaryota; Metazoa; Chordata; Actinopteri; Beloniformes; Belonidae. The transcript has 10 exons. Bases 1 to 2673 code for a protein of 890 amino acids.
AUGGUAGCAAAUGUAAUCUACAAGGUAGUAGAAGAGGAAAGUCAUGAAGAUGCCAGUCAGAGAGAAGAUCGGAGAGCAGAACCUCUCUCACAGGCUCAGGAAAGUGAAGAUGUCACCCAAAGAGAAGAACAGAGAGCAGAGCCUUUCACAUUAGCACAGAACAAUGAAGAUGCCACCCAAAGAGAAGAGCAGAGCACAGAGCCUAUCACAUUAACACAGGAAAGUGAUGAAGAUGCCAGCCAGAGAGAAGAGCAGAGAGGAGAACCUGUCCCACUGGCACAGGAUAAUGAAGAUGCCACACAGAGAGCGGAGCAUUUCACAUUAACACAGGAAAGUGAUGAAGAUGCCAGCCAGAGAGAAGAGCAGAGAGGAGAACCUGUCACACUGGCACAGGAAAACAAUGAUGAUACCAGCCAAAGUCAAGAGCAAAGAGCAGGAUCUUUCACAAUGGUACAGGACAGUGUCCCUCAAGCAGAUGUCCACUUCCAUGGACUAACGGAAGGACAAAGCAUCAUCUCGAUUCUCUCCUUUGCACUGAGACACAACACUACAGGUGUAUUGAUGGAAGACCUGCUGAAACUACUUAAGUUACAUUCCGCUGGGACUAGUGCAGUUCCAACGAGCAAGUAUUUUUUGGAGAAACCGUUAGCUGGUAUUGCUGAUCAGUUUGAACGGCAUCAUUACUGCAGAGUUUGUACUAAAUACAUUGGUUCUUCACAAUCUCAAGAGGAAAUUCUUAAAUGUGUGUCAUGUUCCUCAUCCACAACAGUAGAAGCCAGUUUACAGGAAGGACAUUUUUUUAUUAGGAUUCCAUUAAAGGAUCAGCUGAAAGAUAUUCUCGAGAACCAGGGCAUGCACGAUCUCUGUUUUCGUGCUGAUGACAAUAGAAGGGAUUUAAUAAAGGACAUAUGUGAUGGCACUUUAUAUCAGACCUUAAAGUCAAACAGUGAAGAUGAUUUCCUAUCCCUUACAUUCAACUGUGAUGGUGUACCAGUCUUUCAGUCCUCUAAAUUCAGUAUUUGGCCAAUACUGUGUUGUGUUAAUGAGAUACCCCCUGAGAGUAGAGAUAACCAUGUACUUUUAUGUGGUUUAUGGUUUGGAUCCAAAAAGCCAGACAUGUUGUGCUUCUUCAAACCAUUUGUUGAGGAGUGUAUCAGUCUUUCGGAAGUUGGUUUUGAGUGGCAGCAUCCUAGUGAUCAGUCAGUCAGACACAUUAAAGUGCACACAUUGUGCUGUGUGUGUGAUGCAGUAGCAAGGCCAUUGCUACAGAACUUUAAGCAGUUUAAUGGUGAAUAUGGGUGUGGAGUCUGCCUUCACCCUGGGGUGCAAACAAGGAAAGGAAGAGGAAACACAAGGGUUUACACAUGUCUUGAUGAAAAGCCAAGUGACAGAAAUCAUAAAACCACAGUAAAAAUAGGACAAAUUGCUGAAAAAGAAGGGAAAACUGUAUUGGGCAUAAAGGGCCCAUCUGCCCUUACCGAUUUACCAAUGUUUGAUCUAAUCAACGGGAUGGUCCCUGAUUACAUGCACUGUGUGUUGCUUGGUGUGUGCAGAUACAUGGCAACUUUAUGGAUGGAUUCAAAGAGCAUUUCUGAACCAUGGUAUAUUGGUGCACAAACAGCAGUCAUGGACAGACAUCUCUUGUCAAUAAAACCUCCAGGUAUUGUUGCUCGAGUUCCAAGAUCUCUAACAGAACGCAAAUUCUGGAAAGCCCAUGAGUGGCAACACUGGCUUUUGUACUAUAGUUUGCCAGUUCUGAAACGCAUACUUCCACAGAAGUAUCACUCUCAUUGGGCAUUGUUGAUAGAAGGCAUAAGCAUUCUGUUGGGGUCUGCAUUAAAUGCUGAACUGAUAAGUCACGCACAUGAGGCAUUAGUGUACUUCGUUGGAGGUGUGCAGUCCCUGUAUGGUAAAGAGCACAUGACAUUCAAUGUUCAUUCACUUCUGCAUUUGAGCAAAAGUGUUGUGCGCUGGGGUCCUUUGUGGGCUCACUCAGCCUUCAUGUUUGAAGAUUUCAAUGGGUACCUCUUGAAACAAGUCAAAAGUAGUCAAGCUGUACCACAACAAAUAUGCAAACGAGUGGCGUUAACCCGUGCUUUUCCACGUUUAGCAAAGCAGUUCUUAACAAAUGCACCUGCAGAAGUUAAAGAUUUCUGCAAUGAAAUGAGAAAUGGAAAGCAGCGUGUCAAGUUUAAAAACUUUACUGAGGUGACUGGUCUUGGUUCACCAAGUGUAAGCUUACUCUCUCUGGGUGAUCAAGCUGCUUUCCACUCAGUGAGAGAGGUUCCCACAAAUGCUGUGGUGAGGUACUACAAGAGAAUUGCUGUAAAUGGCGAAGUCGUUCAUGGUCAUACCUACAGCAAAACGAAACAGAGAAACAACUCUGUUGUGCUUUUGAAGGAUGGGAGUAUUUUUAGAGUCUCACACUUCAUUGACAUGGGUGACCAGUGUUUAUAUGCCAUAGGAAACUAUGGUAAUUGCACAGUGCAGAAGUUAGCCAGAGGUUCUCAUAUCAAAACUCAACUGAGCUACAUGUCAGCUGUCCACUUUCCCACAGGCUUUCACAAAGCCAUAAAUGCUACUCAGAGCACUCUUGCACACCGUGUGAGGCGGUUUCACGGCUCCGUCUCUGCUGGAUCGAUGCCUGAUGAGGUCCAGAUGAAGUCCAGAUGA